Aspergillus tanneri is the source of this 894-nucleotide messenger RNA. RefSeq names its product heme-dependent oxidative N-demethylase family protein. Bases 1 to 894 code for a protein of 297 amino acids. The record is from RefSeq and is a predicted model, not a curated record. Lineage: Eukaryota; Fungi; Ascomycota; Eurotiomycetes; Eurotiales; Aspergillaceae. The transcript has 3 exons.
AUGGACGUUCGUAAGCUGGACGUCCAGAAUUGGCUCACCAUCGACAAGAACUAUAUGGACGAGCAUCAGAUCCGGGGUCAAUUGCUGCAGCAGGAAAAAAACAAGGUCCUUCAAUGUCUGCCCGAGUCCUACGAAGCGUGUCUAGAAGCAUUGGAAGAAGUAGUUGAUUUUCUCUGUCAACGUUUCUCGAACAUGUUCGAAAGGAAAAAAUCCGGCGACGAGUCGACCGUCUAUAACAAAAUGACUGGGGAGACCUUCGUCUUUGGCGGACAGAAUAGGGACGUCGAUCCACUGGAAAUCGCCGUGCGACUGACCAUGGAGGACCUGAGUAUAUUAAUGAAGAAUGCGGAUGACGAGUACUACCUAGCCGCCAGUGCGAGUCUCUUCCCCGUAGGGUGGACGGUACAGGAGCGAAUUGGAUGGACAAUCUCGCGACUUCAUAAUCCGGUCCCAUUGUGGCAUCAACAGGUCGCCAAUUCCGUCAGCAAGUUCUUGACUCGUCUCACGCCGUCAUCUCCAAUGGAACGAUCCAACUACUUCGUGGAGGUGAAACGACCCGACGAAGACCUAUUUGAGAUACUCUAUCGUCCUACCACCCUGUCCGAGGAGAAUCAGGACCCCUCUCCCCAGGAUAUUGUCAUUCGUCGCGAGCGUCAGACCUUUCGUCGACUUCUCCGUACGGGGGCUAUUGUCUUCGGUGUCAAGACUUUCCUUACCACGUUGGAGGAGUUGCCGAUGCAGGAGCUAGAGAACCUGGCGAAGGAGAUCAAGAGUUGGCCGGAAUACGUGGGAGAGUAUAAGGGGAGAGGAGUCUGGGGUGCCAAAGCCCUGGAGUUCUGUGAGAAAAAAAAGAGCCAGUUGCAGCGACCCGACGAGGAGAAGAUGGAGGUGUAA